AUGUCUCUCCGGCUUAGCCCCAAGUUGGGCUCGCUAAGCGUGUCGCGCAGCUUAUCUAGAGGUCGGCGGAGCUCGGGCUACUCCAGCAGACGGUAUAUCACCAACAGCUACUCUGCAUUCGCAUACACCUGGCUCACCAAGACGCCAGAAGCUAUUCUCAAGAGCCCACAAGACAUCUUAUCGUCCCUUCCAUCCUCCCCGACUCCGCUGCUUGCCAAAGAUUCCGUCCCUGUACUCCUUGUUACUCCGAGCUUUGCCCACUGGCUCGAUCCCUCCGAUGACUUUCUUCCCAACCUGAUGUGCCGGUUGUAUGGCAACGACUCGAGCUCGACCCUUUACGGUGUUGCUGCCGUGAUCGAUAAGAUUCCUACCAAUCAAACACCAGCCGAUAAACCAAAACUGGAGGGAAAUGAAAGCUCUGUUGUGAAUGAACUGGAGUCUGAGGGCCUGUCCCUCUUGGUUGUUGAUAAGGAGAAUGUACAAGGAAAAGCUGCGCCUACUCGGCGUAUUGGAGGACCUGCCAGCGAGGACGCCGAUCUGGUGGUCUCAAUUCAGGGAAGACCGGUCGCCCGAAAUUCAGUACGCGCUACUCAUGAAAUUGGCUUGCGUCUAUCAAAUACCGUCUUUGUCAAUGGAAAGGAAUCGACUCUUGUCGGGAUGCGGUGGGCUCGUGAUGCUGCUGCAAAUGCAGUUACCCUACACAAUACGAUCGAUUUGACAAGCUGCUAUAUCGCACCUACAUCAGCUGCUUCCGACAUCAAACCAACUCUGACACUUCCGCUCUAUCCUGUUGGUGAACGGAGAAAAGUGAUCGCCAGCAUGGGAAAUAUUUUGCGGCAGAUCUCAAAAUCGACCGAUCCGACUUCCAAUGAGCCAAUUCCUGCGUCCUCGGAGCUGGAGAAGGAUCUCCCUCGAUACAUUGAGGAGCACAAUAUCAUGGAUCAAAGGGUCUCCGUCUGGGCUCUGGUUGAGAACCCCAGCAUCCUGAUUGCCAACCAGGAUUCCUCUACCCAGGAUCGCGUGGUACAGUCCCUGCAUCAGGGCGGUAAACUGCACCGUGUCAUGAGUGGAGGUGGUGGAUGGGGAAAGAAGCAGGGCCUUCUUUCCCUGGAUCCGGAGGUUAGCUUUCCAGGCACAACUCGGCGGAGGGAACUGGUUGGCCUAGACCAACUUUUCAAACCCAAGGCAGAUGCUGAAUUGGAUAUACCACCGUUCCUUACUAAGAGCAUGGUCGGAGACGAUCUUUCCCUGUUAUCGCAGGUCGCAACAGCUGGCGAUUUCAUCCAAUUCUUUGUGUCGGUGGACCCGGCAUAUUCGCUUCAUGCUGUCCCCAAGGAUGCCAGCCUUGCUGAUAGCAGCAUCACCUACCGCUUUGGGGUUGUCUCGCGUGCGGAAGAGCUAUCUUCGCGCGAUACAAACGAUGGAGAAAAAGAUAUCACUGUUGUACCGAACUCUUUCGGAGCACUAUCUGAGAAGGCGAUUGCCUACGCUCAGCCUGUGGCGCAAGGAGGAGCAACAUCGGAAUCUAGUACAAAACUGGAUAUCCCAGGGUGCCGGGUCAUCCUGAGUCCUGUAUCAUAG
Molecule: messenger RNA, 1581 nt
Organism: Penicillium canariense
Lineage: Eukaryota; Fungi; Ascomycota; Eurotiomycetes; Eurotiales; Aspergillaceae
Exons: 2
Coding region: 1-1581 (526 amino acids)
Source: RefSeq, a predicted model, not a curated record